Microdochium trichocladiopsis is the source of this 1986-nucleotide messenger RNA. Its product is annotated as Pescadillo N-terminus-domain-containing protein. Gene Ontology annotation, cellular component: nucleolus; PeBoW complex. The record is from RefSeq and is a predicted model, not a curated record. The coding region runs from base 1 to 1986 and encodes 661 amino acids. The transcript has 2 exons. Gene Ontology annotation, molecular function: RNA binding. Gene Ontology annotation, biological process: maturation of LSU-rRNA from tricistronic rRNA transcript (SSU-rRNA, 5.8S rRNA, LSU-rRNA); ribosome biogenesis. Lineage: Eukaryota; Fungi; Ascomycota; Sordariomycetes; Xylariales; Microdochiaceae.
AUGGCCGGAGAACGAAAGAAGAAGGGUACUUCUGGUAAUGCCAAGAACUACAUCACCCGGACACAGGCUGUCAAGAAGCUCCAGCUUAGUCUUCCUGACUUCCGCAAGCUAUGUAUCUGGAAAGGCAUCUUCCCGCGAGAGCCGCGCAAUCGCCACAAGGCCUCGAAGAGCUCGACCGCAUCAACCACGUUCUACUACACUAAGGACAUUCAGUAUCUACUGCACGAGCCCCUCCUCCAGAAGUUUCGCGACCAGAAAGUUCUCGAGAAGAAGAUCUCCAGAGCUCUCGGCCGUGGCGACAUCACGGAUGCCGCCCGUCUAGAACGGAACGCAGCCCGCCCCGAGAAGACCGGCAAGCCGCGAUACACUCUCGACCAUGUCAUCCGCGAGCGAUACCCGACUUUUGUGGACGCUGUCCGCGAUCUAGACGACUGCCUGUCGAUGCUCUUCCUGUUCGCCAAUCUUCCUUCUACUGCCGCUGUCCCCGCAAAGAUGGUUGCGAAAUGCGAGCGCCUGUGUCUCGAAUUUCAGCACUACAUCAUCACUUCGCACAGCCUACAAAAGUCUUUCCUGUCGAUCAAGGGAAUUUACUAUCAGGCCAACAUCCAGGGCGAGGACGUUCUGUGGCUCGUACCAUACAAGUUCAAUCAACGUGUUGUUGGAGACAUCGACUUCAGGAUCAUGGGCACCUUUGUCGAGUUUUACAUGACCCUGCUCAAGUUUAUCAACUUUCGUCUGUACACUGCUGCUGGUCUCAAGUACCCGCCUGUCUUUGACCAGGCCAAGGAUGACCUGGCUGGCGAGCUUGGGGCGUUCAAGCUUGAGGGCAAUCGCGCUGCCAUCGAGGGUGAGCAGGCGCCAAAGCAGAUCACUAGCGGCGGAAGCACAACUUCGGCCGGGCCUGACCCUAAGACGCAAGCUGCUGUAAACAAGCUGCUCAGUCAGAUGAGGCAGCAGGACGAUAGUUCUGAGCCUCGAUCGCAAGGUGCGAGCGUCAACGACGACGAGAUCACUGAUUCUCUGGAUAAGUUCGAGCCAGCUGCACCUGGUGGUGACGUUCUGCUGCAGCCCAGCUACGACGGAAAUGACGCCGGAUCACUGUUUGCCAACUGCACUUUCUACCUCUCCAGGGAAACUCCGCGGCAACCGCUGGAGUUCAUCCUGCGUGCUUUCGGCUGCAAGAGGAUAGGCUGGGACGCCGUGCUUGGCGAAGGCGCUUACACUACAAACGAGCUUGACCCCACCAUCACUCAUCAUAUCGUUGAUCGUCCUGUCCUGCAAAAUGCUCAGGGCAACGGCAUGAUUGAGGACAAUCAGACUGCGCAGAAGCUUGCUGCGAAUCAGAGAGUGCCUGGCCGAACUUACAUCCAGCCUCAAUGGGUUUGGGACUCGGUCAAUGACGUAGAAUUGAAGCGACCGGAUCUGUACGCACCGGGCGCGUCUCUUCCACCUCACCUGAGCCCCUUCGUCAAGAGCACCCAGGGCGCAUAUGAUCCUACCGUUCCUCUUGAGGAGCAACAGACAGAAGCUGAAGCUCUGGCUGAGAGCGACGUUGAGGAGGAUGGCGAGGGUGCCGAGAACGACAUGGACGUUGCUGAAGACGAUGACCAAGAUGAAGAUGGCUCGGAAGACGGCUCUUUCGGAGGGUUUGAGGAAGACGACGGCGAGGACGAAGAGGACGAGGACGAGGAGCAGACCGCGGAGAUUGAGCGUCAAAAGGAGCUCGAGGCGGAGCUAGCAGGCAAACCCGUUAAGCGCGCAGCGACCAGUACGCCUCAGAACAAGGCCAAGGCUGAAGCGCGGAAGAAACUUGCAGCACAAGCCCGUGAGGAAGCGGAGGAUCUUGAGCGUGCCAAGGGCAUGUUGAGCAAGAAGAAACGGAGACUUUACGACAUGAUGGAGUACACCAACAAGAAGAAGAGCGACCAGGACAAGGUGCUGAGGGAGAAAAGGCGCAAGAUUGAGAAGCAGAAGAAUAGGGCAUAG